AUGGACUACUUCAAAUCGCUUAGCUCGGCCGCCUCGUCGGUCCUCUCUUCCGCAGCACGAUCAGGUCCGCUUCCCAACUUUACCAUCGGACAGGAGCUUAGCGACUAUCGUCAGCAGACGCUCUGGUCGCUCUACUCGGCCGUCAAGCGGGACGACAACACCGCCUGCACCGUGCUCGCCUUUGACCUCUCCCAGCCCCACAACGCAACUCGAGCUAACCUCUUGCCGCUCGCCAAAAAUGCCGCCAGGAAGCUUCGCACUACGCGUCAUCCUGACGUUCUCAGGCUGCUCGAUAGUGCAGAGACCAACACCUCGGUCUACAUUGCCGUAGAAAAGGCUACACCGCUCUACAAGGUGCUCGCACAAUCCCAAGACAAGCGAGCAACCCCUCAGCGUCAAAAUUGGAUCGUCUGGGGCCUCUCGUCCAUCGUCAACGCCGUCAAGUUUCUCAACCUUGAUGCCGCCUCUACGCACGGAAACCUGCGUCCCGAGUCCAUCUUCAUCAGCGCCUCAGGCGAGUGGAAGCUAGCAGGUUUCGAGGUCUUGACCCCGCAUGCCGAAGCUCCACAUGGUCUUCUCUUCACUCAGCGCUUCUUGAUACCCGACGCCAACCGAUAUGCGCCGCCAGAAGUAAAGCAGAAUGGCUGCAGCGUUCUUGCCAACAUGGACUCGACGUUGCUCGACAGCUAUGCGCUCGCGCUCGUCGCUAUCGAAGCAUUCAACGGUCCCUUGCCGCCUCAGUCCAGCACAACUGCACCGCCAAGAGGCCACGUGCCCCAGCCGCUCUACACUGCGCUGCAACGUAUGCUUGUACCCAAUGCAAAAACACGCAACACUGUGGCACGAGUGUGGGAAGCAGGCGAGGCCGAAGGCGGCUUCUUCAAAGACAACACGCUGGUCAAGGUCGCAAGAGGUCUCGACGGCUUCUUGCUCGCCACCGAAAACGAAAAGGCCUCCAUCAUUCAGCUUUUGCAGGACAAGCCUGAUUCUUUCACCCCUGACUUUCUCCUGUACAAGGUUCUUCCUGCUCUCGUGGCUGCCCUCGCUGCUGUUCCACCACCAGGCACCAUCGCUUCGGCUAGUACCCAAGCUUCUGUCCUACUACCUUUGGUGCUUCGUCUCGGUCAGCCCUUGCCCAAGGACGAGUGGGCCACCAACGUGGUGCCGCCUGUGCUCAAGGCCUUUGCCUCUCCCGAUCGAUCCACGCGAAUGGCUUUGCUCGAAAAUCUCUCGCUCUACGCCGAGCGCAUGGACAAUCGUGUCGUCACCGACAAGCUCUGGCCCAACCUGAUCACAGGCUUCAACGACUCGGUUCCCGUCAUUCGGGAAGCCACGCUCAAAGCGAUCCUGCCGCUCGCACCCAAGCUGUCAGACCGAAUCCUCAACAACGACCUGCUGCGCGUCCUCGCGCGAACCCAGGUAGAUCCCGAGGCAGGCAUUCGUACCAAUACCACCAUCUUGCUCGGUCGGCUGGUGCCGCAUCUCUCCGUAUCCACGCGCAAGAAAGUGCUCAUCCCCGCCUUCUCGCGCAGUCUCAAGGACCAGUUUGUACAUGCUCGCGUGGCGGGCUUGAUGGCGUUGAUGGCGACCGGCGAUUCGUUCGAUCACCACGACUGUGCCAAACACGUGCUGCCCGCGGUGGCACCUUGUAUGGUGGACAACGAGAAGCUUGUCCGUGAUCAGGCGGAUAAGGCGGUCAAGAUGUUUCUAGAGAAAGUCGAGUCAGGAAGAAAGGGUAUGCCCGAUUCGGUGCUCACGCCGGAGCAGCUCAGCGGUUCGACUGCAUUUAGUGCACAGACGGAUGCAACAGCGAAUGGCGCCGGGUAUGCUACCGCCAUGGCGGCGUCGGCGGGAAGUGCAGCAACAGCACUGGCAGGCUGGGCCAUGUCGUCGGCGUUAUCGUCGCUUUCAAAUUCGGCUUCUGCACCCAGCGUUCCGGACGGCAAGCCGCUGUCCUCUGCUGCAGAACUGCAGUCGCACAUGGAUGGUAGCAGCACCACUGCGCGCUCCGUGAGCAUUUCUGCAACGCCAUCGCCAUCUACCCAAGUGCCCCCCUCGUCCGGUCUCGCCAGUCUCCGUCUUGGCACUGGCUCCGCUGCCGCAGAGGCUUCGGCGGAUAGCUCGACUCAUGCUCCGUACACUUCAGCCACAAGUUGUGCACUCGACUACGAUCUAGAUGACCAAGCAGCACCAUGCGCUUCUACCGCCUCGGCGUUCCAAACACCUCCGCUGGCGGAUGCGGAUCUGAUCGACGUGCACGACGAUAGUGCGGAUUGGUCGAGCUUCGAAGUGGGUCGGCCCAAGAAGACGAGUGUGGGCAAGACCAAGAUGGGUAAGGCGAAGUUGGGGCCUCGGCGCACCGCCAACGCAGCACGUGCCGCCGUGUCGGCGGAUCCGAAGAAUGCGAUCAGUAGGAGCAGUCUCAAGGUGGCUGCACCGGUGGAAGAGGGAUGGAGCGACGCGUGGGAUGCAGCAGGCGGUGAGGUGGUGGACAAUGUAUCGGUCCACGCGUCUCCGUCGUUGACAGAGUCGCAGGAGAUCACAGCGCAGGCGUUCGUCUCUGCCGCUCCGGACGAUGCAUGGGCUGCAUUUGACGAUCACGCCGCCGCAGACGAUGACGACAACGACAGUGCAAGUGCAAGUGCAGGCGCUACUCCGGCUGUUGCACCAGCGCCCAUGUCCAAGGAGGAGAAAAAGGCCGAACUGGAGCGAAAGAGACUCGAAAGACGAUCAAGGUUAGAACAGUUGAAGCGCGACAAAGAGCAGGCGAGAUUGCGUGCGCUUUGA
Mycosarcoma maydis (corn smut) is the source of this 2787-nucleotide messenger RNA. RefSeq lists its product as uncharacterized. NCBI's taxonomy places the organism in Eukaryota, Fungi, Basidiomycota, Ustilaginomycetes, Ustilaginales. Gene Ontology annotation, biological process: protein phosphorylation; tRNA export from nucleus. The record is from RefSeq and is a predicted model, not a curated record. Gene Ontology annotation, cellular component: cytoplasm. The coding region runs from base 1 to 2787 and encodes 928 amino acids. The transcript has a single exon. Gene Ontology annotation, molecular function: ATP binding; protein kinase activity.